GACAGCUGGCAGGAGGCAGCCUGGUGGACACGGCUGCUUCAGUGAGUACCAGAGGGGCACCUGGCAGUGCUACCGCCCUGGGGUGGCGUGGGCCCCGAGGGACCGGCCGGGGCCUCCAGGGGGACCUCCUGGCCAACCGAGCCUCCUCUGGGCCCAGCACCCCACCCCAGCAUGGUCCAGGCCUGUGGCAGCAGCGCUCCAAAACACAGCCAGCAACCUCGCCGUGGGGGGCAGUCAUGACCCAGCCUCUGCCGGCCAAAGCACCUGCCAAGAGGCAUGUGCGGCUGCAGGAAAGGCGGGGCUCCAACGUGGCUCUGAUGCUGGACGUCCGGUCGCUGGGGGCCGUGGAGCCCAUCUGCUCGGUGAGCACCCCGCGGGAGGUCACCCUGCACUUCCUGCGCACAGCUGGACACCCCCUGACCCGGUGGGCUCUGCAGCACCAGCCGCCCAGCCCCCAGCAGCUGGAGGAGGAAUUCUUGAAGAUUCCCUCCAACUUUGUCAGCCCCGAGGACCUGGACAUCCCUGGGCAUGCCUCCAAGGACCGCUACAGGACCAUCUUGCCAAAUCCACAGAGCCGUGUCUGCCUGGGCCGGGCACAGAGCCAGGAGGAUGGAGACUACAUCAAUGCCAACUACAUCCGAGGCUAUGGCGGGCAGGAGAAGGUCUACAUCGCCACCCAGGGCCCCAUGCCCAACACUGUGGCCGACUUCUGGGAGAUGGUGUGGCAAGAAGAGGUGCCCCUCAUCGUCAUGCUCACACAGCUCCGGGAGAGCAAGGAGAAAUGCGUGCACUACUGGCCCACAGACGAGGAGACCUACGGGCCCUUCCGGGUCAGCCUCCGGGACAAGAAGGAGUGUGCAGAGUACACCGUGCGGCAGCUCACCAUCCAGCACCAGGAUGAGCGCCGAUCAGUCAAGCAUGUCCUCUUCUCAGCCUGGCCUGACCACCAGACCCCUGACUCAGCCGCGCCCCUGCUCCGCCUGGUGGCCGAGGUGGAGGAUGGCCCUGAGACAGCCGCCAAGGCAGGGCCCAUUGUGGUCCACUGCAGUGCAGGGAUUGGCCGGACUGGCUGUUUCAUUGCCACUCGCAUUGGCUGCCAACAACUGAAGGCCCGAGGAGAAGUGGACAUUCUGGGCAUUGUGUGCCAACUGCGCCUAGACAGAGGGGGGAUGAUCCAGACCGUGGAGCAGUACCAGUUCCUGCAUCACACUCUGGCCCUGUACGCCGCCCAGCUGCCCGAGGAGCCCAGCACCUGACCCCUGCUGCCCUCGGGCCUCCAGGCGCCUGCUGUCCCCUGGGCCUGGGGAAGGAGCUGUGGGGGAAGUGGGCUGCGUGAUCCGGAGACAGCCCAGGCCGGCACAGGGACAAUGCCUCCCCGGUGAGUGCUUGGCUCACGGGGGAAAUGCAUCCGCAAGGAUGAGGGGCCAGGCUGCAGCGGCUUUCCUCUGCUUCCCUCUGGCGGCCCCAAACCCAUAAUAAUGAACUUGACGCCCGGAGCUGGCACUCGGGACAGACUCCACAGCCCGCCGUCCCUGGCUGCUCCAGGGACGGAGCGAGCUUCGGUUUCCUCGCCCAUGACAUGGGCCCUAAGUGCUGUUGCCAUUAAGGAGAGCGACCAGAGAAGCUCCCAGAAGCCUUCCUGGCUGCACCUCUUCCCAGAGCUCCUCCCCUCCCCCACCCGGGGCCCUGCCCAAAUGCAGGCCAGGAGCAAGCUCUGGGAGAGUCAGGUCCUGACCUCAAAUUCUCAGUGGCUCAGUGCGGCUCUCUGCUCUCCGGGACCCAGGUUCCCCUGUGUCCACCCUUGUGUCAAGGGAGCAGGUGCAGAGGCGACUGGGCCUGGCCGUUGAAAUCUCUGCAAGAGGGAAAACGUGGGGACCACCGGGGGCCACCGGGGCUGCCCAGGCCUCCUCGACCGCCGGCCAUUCCCCUCCGCUCUCUAGGGAGGCCCAGCACCAUCCAUGCUGCUUCCAUGACCUCAGGAGAUACUGGGGGUAUCCAGGGAGGAUGAAAGCAGGGGGAGAAGACGGAGAACCCAGUGUGGUUUCCGAUGAGCUCUGCAGGGCCCACCCGCACAGGCCCAUGACCACCCCCCACCCAGAGACUCACACCCCUCGCCCGCCUCCCACGGACACAAUGUCCAGGGCACCCCAGAUCCAUCUCAAACCACACCCCCCAGGAAAGCAGCCACACCCCUCGCCCUCCUUGAAUCCCAGCCGCGCUGCCCAUGAGGGUGAAAGCAGGGCACCACCUCUCCUGCCAGUCAGCCCCAGGACGCUGCCUGCACAGGGGCCCAGAGGACAGCCCGGCCCGCUGUCACCUGCAGAACACAGGUGCUAACAUGGACCUCACCUCGGCGCUGCCGCCUGGCCUCAUUGAGGACUUGGUGCCUCUGUCCUGGGAGCCCCAGGGGCGCAGCUCACCCGCUGUCGCUGGCUGUCGCGCUGCCGGAGGUGGGUGGAAGGCUCCCGGGUGCCUGGUCCAGCCCUGCGUGCAGACCCCAGCUGCGGAGCCCACCCACUCCCCUCCCCGCUCCCCAGCUCAGAGCACACAGCUCUGACAAAGCAACCAACAGGAAAAUAAAGGCUUCCGGAUGGAGA
Messenger RNA from Oryctolagus cuniculus (rabbit), 2597 nucleotides. RefSeq names its product protein tyrosine phosphatase non-receptor type 7 (gene PTPN7). Gene Ontology annotation, biological process: protein dephosphorylation; signal transduction. Lineage: Eukaryota; Metazoa; Chordata; Mammalia; Lagomorpha; Leporidae. The record is from RefSeq and is a predicted model, not a curated record. Gene Ontology annotation, cellular component: cytosol; cell junction; plasma membrane. Gene Ontology annotation, molecular function: protein tyrosine phosphatase activity; protein kinase binding.